AUGCCCACUUUGUCGUCCAAGGCUUCAGAGCCACUUGGCCGGCCCGAUUACCAGCUAGAGCGCCGCUUUAACGACUUCGCCGACCUGCGUUACCAGGUGUGGUCGUAUGCGCAGCGCAAGCAUGAGGGGAGCUGUACAGGCUGCAAGUAUUGUGACGAGUUCAUGAGCUACAUCGUGCACUCGAUGUCACAGCCGCGCUUAUUCGUGAAAUUGACCACUGGUGUUGACACGCGCAAAAAGCUGAUGUCGACGUUCUGCAACGAGUUCAUCAACCUCACACUGGGCAGCAGAUCAGAACCUCGACCGCGCAGCUUCGAGUGCGAUGGUCUUCAGGCCAUUCCCUACUUGGUGCAUCGCUUCUUUGAGAAGGAGAACGCAUAA
Molecule: messenger RNA, 381 nt
Organism: Phytophthora infestans T30-4
Lineage: Eukaryota; Oomycota; Peronosporomycetes; Peronosporales; Peronosporaceae
Exons: 2
Coding region: 1-381 (126 amino acids)
Source: RefSeq, a predicted model, not a curated record